Molecule: messenger RNA, 924 nt
Organism: Dromiciops gliroides (monito del monte)
Lineage: Eukaryota; Metazoa; Chordata; Mammalia; Microbiotheria; Microbiotheriidae
Product: taste receptor type 2 member 7-like
Exons: 1
Coding region: 1-924 (307 amino acids)
Biological process (GO): sensory perception of taste; G protein-coupled receptor signaling pathway; detection of chemical stimulus involved in sensory perception of bitter taste
Cellular component (GO): membrane
Molecular function (GO): G protein-coupled receptor activity; bitter taste receptor activity
Source: RefSeq, a predicted model, not a curated record
AUGUCCAAUACAUUGGAUAAAAUUUGUGUGACUGUGGUAUCUGGAGAGCUCCUACUUGGAAUUUUGGCCAAUGGCUUCAUUGGAAUGAUGAACUGUGUGGACUGGGUCAAGACAAGAAAAAUUUCCCUCCUGAAUUUUAUCCUCACUGGCUUAGCCAUCUCCAGAAUCGGUCUGUUAGGAAUCAUAGCAUCACAUUUAUUUUUCAUCUCACUCUAUCCUUCUUUAUAUACCUCGAACAGACUGAGAAUCUUUCGUGUCAUGUGGACUUUGGCUAACAAUUCCGGUGCCUGGUUCUCUGCCUGCCUCAGUAUCUUCUAUUUCUUGAAAAUCGCCAACUUCUCCCAUCCUGCCUUCCUCUGGCUGAAGUGGAGGAUUGACAGGGGAGUCCUCAGGGUGCUCCUAGGGUGCUGUUUUCUGUCCUUUCUCAUUUGCCUUACAGUAACAUUGGUGAGUGAUGACUUCCAAACUAGUUUUGAUGUAGAAAACAAAAGAAACUUGACUCAGAAGAUCCAGGAAUAUAAAACCCACAUCUUCCCCAUCCUGGUAGUCUUUGGUAUGGUGGGUAUCAUCCCCUUUGCUCUGUCCAUGAUCUCCUGUUUCCUGCUAAUCUUAUCACUAUGGAGACACACUUGGAAGAUGCAGCUCAAUGCCACAAGUUCCAGAGACCCCAGCAUGGAGGCUCACGUGAGAGUCAUGAAAUCCAUGGUCUCUUUCCUCUUCCUCUUUGUUCUGUAUUAUACAGGCAUGUUUUCAAUACUUUUGAAUAUCCCAGUGAAAAAAAGGAAAGUGUUUAUAUUGCUUACUUUGAUGGCUAUGACUAUCUACCCUGUGGCUCAUUCCAUUAUCCUCAUUGUGGGACACAACAGACUAAGGCUGGCUGCCCUGAGGGUGCUAUGGAAGCUCAGGAUAUUCUUUAAGGGCUAA